AUGGCUGAACUUGUGAGCCCCCGAGAACAGGACCUGAAAUGUUCCCCGAAGCCUCAGCCACCGCCGGCGCGCCGCACCCCAAGCCAGAUCUUCCCACGGGUCCGGAGGCCCCUGACCGUGGCCGAUCUCAGGCCCAGGAUGGAGAACGAGCGGCUGGGGGUGGUGCGGGAUUCCAUGCUGCAGAACCACCUCAUCGUCAAGCCUGAGCUCGGGAAGCCACGGGAAAGAAGCUACAGCCUCCCCGGCCCUGACUUCAGUUAUGGGCUCUACAUCCGCGGGUUGGACGGAGGGGUCUCCGAAGCCCUUGGUCACUGGCAUGAGUACAAAAAGCCGCCCACCUGUCCCCAGAAGUUGCCCCGGGAUUACAUCGCCAUGAACAGGAGGGCGCUGAAGAUCGGCCUGGUGACCGCCAAGGAGACUUUCCUCUACCAUCAGCUCAAUGACAUCCGUGUCAGGGACCAGAAGGAGCGACCGGUCCGGAAGGAGGCACCCUCGUUCCCUCCAAAUAUGACAUUUGGGAUCAAGGCUCGCCCUUCCACCCCCUUGCCCGACCUGCUGCGCCACCAGUACCAGCAGCUGUGGGUGCAGGAGCAGAAGGACACCCAGAAGGCCAUUAAACUGGAGAAAAAGCACAAGGUGAACCUUGGGAAACUGUAUGAGACCAGGAGCUGCCAACUGAGGAGACACAAGCCGGUCGUGAAGGUGGACACACUCUGGCGCCUGCCUCAAUUCCAGAAGGUGGGCACCCAUCUGGACACCUUUCCCACAGAAGCCGCCCGCCAGCGAGCUCUGAAAGCUCAUCGGCAGGAACACGCUGUGCGCCUGGGCAGCCUGCGGAUGGGCAACUACACACACCCCUGAAUCUACAUGCUCAGGCCCCGCUUCUGCUUUUAUCUGGUCUGGAUCUCAGAUCCGGGGUCGAGGUUCAUUCAUCCUCGGUAAUCCCCCCUUUAGAAUUAGCGUCCGCCA
This is a messenger RNA of Suncus etruscus (white-toothed pygmy shrew), 969 nucleotides long. It is a transcript of the gene CFAP77, whose product is annotated as cilia and flagella associated protein 77. NCBI's taxonomy places the organism in Eukaryota, Metazoa, Chordata, Mammalia, Eulipotyphla, Soricidae. The transcript is spliced from 6 exons. The coding region runs from base 1 to 861 and encodes 286 amino acids. The record is from RefSeq and is a predicted model, not a curated record.